AUGUGGCUGUUUGUCGCAAUCCUGGUUUGGAUGCAAGCACUCGUGAAUUCAGAAGAUGCCAUUGAGCAGAACAAGGCUAUAAACCCUGAGAGCUUCAUGAAUAUUAGCCAAAUCAUCUGCCACAGAGGGUACCCCAGUGAGGAGUACGAAGUCCUGACUCGUGAUGGCUAUUACCUCGGCCUGAACAGAAUUCCUCGCGGGAGAGAAAAUCCUACGAACAGAGGGGCCAAGCCAGUCGUGUUUCUCCAGCACGGGUUACUCGGUGAUGGCAGCCACUGGGUGGCAAAUCUGGGUAACAACAGCCUUGGCUUCAUUCUAGCAGACUCCGGCUACGACGUCUGGCUGGGAAACAGCCGGGGGACAAGCUGGUCCCAGAGACACCAGCGCCUCUCAGCUGACCAGGUUGAAUUCUGGGAUUUCAGCUUUCACGAAAUGGCAAUGUACGACCUCCCAGCCACGAUCGAUUUUGUUCUGCAGAAGACCGGGCAGAAGCAGCUCUAUUACGUUGGCUACUCCCAGGGAUGCACAAUCGCGUUCAUUGCAUUUUCGUCCAUGCCAGAGCUGGCUCAGAAAAUCAAAAUGUUUUUUGCCUUGGCUCCAGUGUUGACAACCAAGCACGCCAAAAGUCCCAUCACGAAAAUGUCUUUUCUUCUGGACAAGCAGUUCAAGGUGUUACAGCUGCUGCUUGGCAGAACUGACGCCUCGCUGCCAAUGAGGAAGCUGUGGAAGUUUCUCCCCGGGCUGUGCAGGCACCCGCUGCUGCACAAGCCCUGUGCCAAUCUCCUCUUUCUGCUGGGUGGCUACAAUGAGAAGAACCUCAACAUGACACGGCUCGAUGUCUACAUGUCCCACUUUCCGGUUGGAACAUCUGUCAAAAACAUGAUACACUGGGCCCAGGUGACAAAAUCAGGAGAAUUCAAAGCCUUUGACUAUGGCAGUGAAAACUGUGCCGUGUACCAUCAG
This is a messenger RNA of Apaloderma vittatum (bar-tailed trogon), 963 nucleotides long. Its product is annotated as lipase member M-like. Gene Ontology annotation, biological process: lipid metabolic process. Lineage: Eukaryota; Metazoa; Chordata; Aves; Trogoniformes; Trogonidae. The record is from RefSeq and is a predicted model, not a curated record. The annotation marks the transcript as partial. The transcript is spliced from 8 exons.